UGUGAAACAAGAAAUGUGAAGCAUAGUAGAAAUUGCUUAACCAGGCAAUAAAGAGGAGAGCGUUUCCAAUAACAUUAAAAAGUAAAGCCAGAAAAUAGUGGAACCAGAAACAAAAUACACAACCACCACUUGGAUCAUGAUAAGAAAGAUUCACAGAUUGAAAGCAACAAAAGCGGCACAUGGAGCCAGUCCAGACAUACAUCGUCCAACAAGAUCUGGAACGGAAAUGAAUGAAUCUGUCGUGUUGCGCGCACACGCAUCCGUCGUGUAAUUGCGCACAUUUUUUUAUGAUGGACUGAUCGAUUGACUGAUCGAUGCAGGUUGAUUGACAACCUUUUAACUUCACGGAAGCGGAAUGAAGAGUCGCAACUCAUGCAAAGAUUAUUAGCGAGCAAUCUGUUCAAAAUCAAUCUAAUAGAGCGAAAGAAAACUCCUUAAAAUUCCCUACAAACAAUCAAAGCAUGAGUCUAUGCGGAUAGAAUCGAAAAAGAAAAAGUAAACUCAAAACACCCGCUAAAGGAAACGAGUAAAGUGAUAAGAAAAAAAAAACCCCACACACACACACCCUGUUGGCGAAAGGGCACACACACUGAUACACACGCGCGCGCAUUCGAAUAGACAAAACAGCGCGCAAGAACAAAUCCGCGCGCGCACUCUCGCUUAAGCGCAACGCUGUGUCGUUACAUGUCGCACGUGUGUUAGUGUUUGGCGCGGAAAAGUCCAACCCCGACCGAUCGCACGGGACCGGGUUCGGGAGGAAAUCACAGCAUCCAACCGCUUCACUGUACGAUCGUCCGUCACCGAGGAAGGGCCACACAGCCACGCCAGCUCGCGUCGUGCGAAACAGAGCAGCGCGCGUGCGCGAAACGAAAGCGCGAAGAAAAAAAGGCAAAAGAAGGAGAAGACUACUUAUUUCACGGUAAGAGCAAAGCGGGUGUGAGAGAAAAGCGCCAAAGCGUUGAGAGGGAGGGUUUUUCUUCGCGCGGGUUGAGCUUUUUUCACCGCUCCCUUCCACCCGUUGCUUGGGGUUCGAUGCACGUGCGCUCUCCUUUCGUUUUCCACUGCGCGAGUGCCGCGAUACGUAACACGCUUGGAUGAUUUGAUGUUGUUUUUUUUUCUUCUGCUUUUUGGGUGGUGGAAAAGGUGGAUUGGUUUCCUUGUAAACGGGUGGAGAGGAGGGGGGGGGGGGUGUUAGUGUUACUACGGGCAACAUCAGGCGGGCAGGCCCAGCAAUCGGCGGGUGCUGUGCCGUGUUGUGUUUGAAAGCAGUUUUAGUGUGUUGUUCGGUGUGUGUUCCUUCAGAUUCCAGCGCGUUCGGUACGUGGUUUGGCGUUCCCUGAACAACGGUUAUUUUGGUGACGUUUCUGUCCUUCCGUGACGUGUCGUCCUUUAAUUUGAGCUCAUUUGCAUCACCCUCCGAGGAGAAGAAUCAAAGUUCAACCACCAAACAGUUAUUCUUGUUCACUUGUUAUUCUGGUGGGCAUGUGCGGCUAAAGGCCUGUGCUUUUUUCUUGCUCGUGUGUGGUUCGUGGUCACUAGAAGGGAACCCGUGAACCGUGUGAAUGGGUGAAGAAUUAAAGUGCAAAUGACAAGCAAUACUGAAACGACAGCUGUUUGCAAUCCCAGCUAGCAGUUUGUUCACACAUUUGCUGCGAAACAUAAGCAAAUCUUCCCAUCGUGCACCCAAACGUACCUACACUACGAGAAAUUCGCAAAACGGCGUAUAAAACGGGGUGGCUCGGCAGGCGGCCCGUUUCCAAUUGAUUUAUAAGUCCAUAAAUUAAAAGUGAAACUUUCCGACCCAGCACAGAGAGGGGGACCAGCGAUCUGUAUUGUGCGUGUGUGUGCGUGUAUGUGUGUGUUUGUUUGUAAGUGAUCCAUUUGCCAGCACUCCCCCCUUGCAGCAGGCAUUAUUGAUCGGCAGCGCCUGCUGCUCUUGUUCAUUGGUGUUCGAUCGAACUGGGCUGGGCACACCCCGCCAGUGAUCCGUUUGAUUUGUGGGGUGAAUUUCCCACCCCCCUCAAAGAAAGGGAGUGAAUACAGUGCGCGGGAAGUGUCAUUGCGUGCGCCCCAAAGUGAACCAAAGUGCAGUGAAGCAGCAGGUGUGUCGUGUGUUGUGUGGUGCGUGUUCGAGUCGCGAUCGGAGAAGGACCUUCGAGUCGACGCGCACGUGUGCCGUGCCGUCAUCAAUAAAUCGAAACCGUUUUCGGACGGAAAACGGAAAAGAAACACCCGUCGAGCGGGAGUGAGCGGGGACGACGCAUUUCGGUGUGAUUUUCAUCGUAGUGGUAUUUUUUUCUUCUUGUACCGGCGUCCUUCAGCACAAGAGCACAGGAUGGCCUUCUUCAAGAGCAUCUGGAAAAAUAGCUCCAAGCACAAGAAGUUGUGCGAGGAGCUUGCAUUAGCGAACAGUAUUCGAGAUUUUUCCGAAAAUCACGACGAACUGGAGGACGGUUCGAACGAAGCCAUCAGCUACAGCGUGAAGUACCUCGGCAACACACCCGUCCCUACUCCGCGGUCCGAGAAUGCUACGGCGGAAGCGGUCAAGAGCAUCAUAACAGCCGCCAAGGGUAACAAGAAGCUGCAGCGCGUCUCACUGUCGAUCUCACCGAAGGGCAUCGAGAUGAUCGACACCGGUACCGGCGAAACGCUGCUCCAGGUGUCGAUCUACCAGAUCUCGUACUGCUCGGCCGACGCCAACCACGAUCACGUGUUUGCGUUCGUCGGCUGCACGCUCGGCUCGGAGGCGGAGGUGAAGGAGAUGUGCUUCCGGCGCACGGCGGAGGAGAUCAACCUCGAGGGACCGCUCGUGUGCCAUGCCUUCCUGUGCCAGAAGCGCAAGAUGGCGCAAACCGUCACGCUGACGGUGGCGCGCAGCUUCGAGCGUGCGUUCCAGAUCUGGCAGAGCAAGCAGUUCCACGCGGAACGCAAGCGCAAGGAGCUGGAGGAGCGCAUGGAGCGGGAACUGCGCGGUAGCCAGGAACUGGUGCGUAAAGCUGUAUCGAGCGAAUCGAACAGCAGUGGCGGGCAGCAGCGGGAUGAGAGCGAAUGUCGCAGCUUGCUGAUCGAUUUUAACUCCGAGCUGACGGAGAUCUGCUCCGACGCUCACCAUCAUCGGGAGCUUCUGCAGAACACUUGGGUAUCAUUUGAAGAUGAUCAAAAGCCACAAGAGUUUCUCGCGGUGCCAACACUAUCUUCCAACUCCGGCUGGAGCGGGAUGGCCAUCUGCUCAAACUGAGCAACCAGCGCCAACAACAACAGCAACAGAAUAGAAUUAGAAUCAUCAUGCUAAGCUUCAUGUUGCGUUUGCGUUUUGGAUGGGAGUUUGGAGCGAUCAGUUUACAAAUGCUUUGAGAGUUUUUUUUUUAAUAUUAUUUUCGAAUUUUGUCUUCUUCAGUCGUCAAACAACACAACGAGUACGAUUUAGAUUAAGAGUGCUACUAAGCUAUCGCAUACAUUGGGGUUUAGUCAUUAUUUGGGUCAUAUUCAAGUCAUACUUAUGGUAAUGUUUUGUUUACAAUUCUCCUUUUUUUAAAGAAAGCGCCCUCUGUGUCCCGAUUGUCUCAUAUUUGCAUUAGUUUGUGAUAUUUUAAAUAAAAAAUGACAGUUCAAACUAAA
Anopheles gambiae (African malaria mosquito) is the source of this 3618-nucleotide messenger RNA. Its product is annotated as low density lipoprotein receptor adapter protein 1. The record is from RefSeq and is a predicted model, not a curated record. The transcript is spliced from 8 exons. Bases 2336 to 3238 code for a protein of 300 amino acids. Lineage: Eukaryota; Metazoa; Arthropoda; Insecta; Diptera; Culicidae.